This is a messenger RNA of Nanorana parkeri, 1059 nucleotides long. It is a transcript of the gene CENPV, whose product is annotated as centromere protein V. The annotation marks the transcript as partial. The record is from RefSeq and is a predicted model, not a curated record. Lineage: Eukaryota; Metazoa; Chordata; Amphibia; Anura; Dicroglossidae. The transcript has 5 exons. Gene Ontology annotation, molecular function: carbon-sulfur lyase activity.
CGCUCUGCACUGCCCCCUGCUGGAAACUCAGCGAACCGAGAGAAUAGCGAGAAGGCGAUAGAAGCAGCCAAACAAAGCGAAAAAAGCGGCUUCCCCUCUGUCCUGUGCCCGAUCAGUCGCUGGCAGCCUCUUAUCUCCGGGCAAGGACAGCCGGAGGGGGGUAGAGAGGGAAGAGUGAGCACUCGGCUUCCUAUAGCGCGCCUGUGCCCGGGGGGAACAUCCGCAGGGACGAGCACAGCCAAGAUGGUGAAAGCGAAAAAAUCUCCGGCGAAGCGGGCACCCGCGGAGCGCCACACGAGGGCAUCAGGGAAGCUGGAGGUAGCGAAACCCGCGGCGGCGCCUGUAGACACCAAGAAGAGCAAAGCCAAGAAGGCGGCAUUGAAGAAGCAGGUGGAGGAGGACAGCAAGGAGGACGAUCUCCUGGAGCUGGGCGCUCAGAGGCAGCGCUGGAUCAACUUUGUCAAACAGCAAAGUGUCAGCCCCGAGGAGGCAGCCAAACUUCUGCUGGACUCCUUCGAAUACAAAGGCCUGGUGAAGCACAGCGGAGGAUGUCACUGCGGAGCCGUGCGAUUCGAGGUUUGGGCAUCAGGUGACAUUCACAUCUUUGACUGCAAUUGCAGCAUCUGUGUAAAGAAGCAAAACCGCCAUUUCAUCGUCCCUGCAUCACGUUUCAAAUUACUGAAGGGUGCCGAUAAUCUCACCACUUACACCUUCAACACCAAAAAAGCACAACAUACAUUCUGCAAAACGUGCGGAGUCCAGAGCUUCUACACACCUCGCUCCAACCCUGAUGGCUAUGGUAUAGCAGCACAUUGCCUGGAUGAAGGGACAGUCCGCAGCCUCCAUGUGGAACAGAUCAAUGGGAAGGAAUGGGAAAAGGCUAUGAAAGAACACAAGUCCAUUCGCAACAUGUCAAAGUCCUGAGAAUGUUCUGUACAUGUGUUUUCUUUCUGUAUGUUUCUGCAUUUCCUUCCAUCACUAGUUUUAUACUCUUCUGCCUUCGUGGCAUGCCCCCUUCAAUCACGUGAAAUAAAUCUUUUCUAUACACUCAUGAAUACA